UUCGGUUCGACUCGGUUCACCUCGCCUCAACGAAGAUCCCGCGAUCUCUUUCUCUCUCUCUCUGUCUCCUUCUCUCUCAUCUACUUAUGACGGCCGCGUAUUUAGCCGGUUUCCCUUGCGGACGAGAGGGAGAGUUUCCCCUAGAUAGGUCUCACGCGACAAGAAAUAUCGGCAACACUAGCAAACAGCAGCGCCACGGUUCUUAAAGGCGAGAAACUUGUCCCAUACAAUUGACUAAUCACAGUCGAAGGAGAAUUAUAGAUCUGUUCUUUUCUAGCUGCACCUAAUCCACCUUCUGCACUUGAAAUGAAACGAGUUUAUAUUGAGCGGAGAGGGACAGAGAGAGAAAAAGUGCGGGAGAAAGUGUGGUUAGUGCAGUUGAGAGCGCACUUUACGCGAAGCCAUCGUCGCAUCAGCUGUGAGCUGAUUGCCCUUUAAGUUUCAUUAAAGGGAAAAAGUGAGAGAAAAGUUUUAUUUAAUUAUGUUAUGAGAGGUUGGACCGACAAGAUGCUCAAGUGACUCGAGAAUCUCGUUGAGAGCUUGAGAUGAAAUGCAAAAUUGAUAGUGGCGGCUGACAAUUUAUAGCCUUCCGCAAUUAAAUUAUGUUACAUUUUGAUUAUUUUUCCCAACUUUUUAUCUCAUCUAUGAAGUAUUAUCGGUAAUGAUAGAUAAGAUAUGUUUAACCGUCUAUAUAUAUAAUCAGGAAAAGGAACGUGCUUUAAAUACGUUCCCUUUGCCUCCACAAAGUCGAUUCGUCGAAGAUUCCAUGUCGUGCUGAUACUAUCAGUGAUGACAUGUCCAAGUACCUUCUGACCAUACGGAUACGUCAACGUUUUGUGAUUAGUCUCCCCCAGCUACUUUGGUGGAUUUACAUAAUUACUUAUUAGUAAUUGUUAUUCGUGAUAUUUCUCAUUUCUCAUUUCUUAUUUCUGAAGAUAAAGGUUGUUUUGAUUAAACAUACUAUAGGGAAUACAUUGAAAUUGUGCAAAUAUGUUGAAGGCAGUUAUCUUAAUUGGAGGACCCUUGAAAGGAACAAGGUUUAGGCCUCUUUCUCUGGAUAUCCCAAAGCCAUUGUUUCCAGUGGCUGGAUUACCUAUGAUACAACAUCAUAUCGAGGCGUGCACCAAAGUGCCUGAUCUCAAUGAAGUAUUGAUAAUCGGCGCGUAUCCCAAGAAUGAUUUAGCACAGUUCAUACAACAGAUGUCAAGUACCUAUGGCAUAGUUAUCAGGUAUCUGCAGGAAUUCACUCCACUUGGCACAGCAGGCGGCAUGUAUCACUUCCGUGAUCAGAUACGUUCAGGCAGCCCAUCAUACUUUUUCAUAAUGAACGGAGAUGUCUGCGCUGACUUUCCUCUGUUGGAAAUGGUGGACUUUCAUAAAAGCAAGCAGGCCUUGCUCACAAUCAUGGCCACUGAGGCGACUCGUCAGCAAUCCUUGAAUUAUGGGUGUAUGGUUUUGGGGAAAGAAGGGGAGGUAGCGCAUUACGUUGAAAAGCCUUCCACAUUUGUAUCAACCCUUAUCAAUUGUGGAGUAUAUCUCGCUUCCCUGGAUAUAUUUCAAACGAUGGCAGAUGUUUUUCAUGCUAAUCAGCAGCAAGAUCAUAUUAUGCAAUCAUACGGCAAUGGCAGAGAUCCGGCGCACAUUGCGUUUGAACAAGACAUACUGACACGUUUGGCAGGAAGUGGUCGGUUGUUUGCCUUACCUGUGCUUAGGUGGUGGUCGCAAGUAAAAACUGCGGGAUCCGCGAUAUAUGCCAAUCGACAUUACUUGGCCCUUUAUAAGCAGAAGCAGCCAAACCGCUUAGCUUCGAUGAGCAACGAUUCUUGUAACAUCAUUGGGGAUGUGUAUAUUCAUCCAUCGGCCACUGUACAUCCCACUUCCAUGCUAGGCCCCAAUGUUAGUAUAGGUCCUAACACAAUUAUAGAGCCUGGUGUGAGAAUCAGAGAAUCGAUUGUAUUGGCUAAUGCACACAUACAGGCUCAUUCUCUGAUCUUACACAGCAUCAUAGGAACAGGCACUAGUGUGGGUGAAUGGGCACGCGUCGAAGGAACUCCAUGUGAUCCUAAUCCUAACAAACCAUUCGCAAAAAUGGAGAAUCUGCCAUUGUUUAAUGUCAAUGGAAAACUUAACCCAUCCAUUACGAUACUCGGUACCAGCGUGAGCUUGGCCGCGGAAAAGAUUCUGCUGAACUCGAUCGUUCUGCCGCAUAAGGAACUGACGAGGAACUAUAAGAAUGAAAUUAUUCUCUAACUGUCCGUGUGCAAUUAUUGGGGUUGAUGAAAGUUGGAUAUAGUGAGAAAGGACUCGCACAAAUGAACUCGAUCAAACACUAAGUAUAUGUAAUUUUGAACUUUUACAUUAAUUUGUUAUACAAAAUAUUCAAUAAUUUUCUAAUAUGAAAUCAAGACUUUGCAUCGUGUGCAUUAUUUUGCAAUCAUAAUUUAUGUACAUAAGAGUAAGGAGAUGCAGCACAACUUUUCUAAGCUACUGAGAGUUGUAUAUACCAUGUUUGCAUAUAUACUACGAUUGCAUGAAUGCAUCUGUAUGUAUCUAUGGAAACGUACCACCGUUUAUAUUUUCAUAUAAGUGUAUUAAUAAACCUUUUCAUUUAUUGAUUAA
Messenger RNA from Odontomachus brunneus, 2619 nucleotides. RefSeq names its product mannose-1-phosphate guanyltransferase alpha (gene Gmppa). Gene Ontology annotation, cellular component: cytoplasm. Bases 991 to 2250 code for a protein of 419 amino acids. The record is from RefSeq and is a predicted model, not a curated record. The transcript has 5 exons. NCBI's taxonomy places the organism in Eukaryota, Metazoa, Arthropoda, Insecta, Hymenoptera, Formicidae. Gene Ontology annotation, biological process: biosynthetic process.